GCAUGUGCCAGACAGACUAAAGGGCUCCAAGGGUGCAGCGCAAGCGCGCCAUCCCUACACUUAACUGCAUUUCAAUUUCAUUUCACUUUCAUUCAACCCGCGAACGCAUCACAUACUGCAUGGCAACCAAUUUGACAGUUCUUUUAUAAACAUGAGACUUUGGGAUUAACUUAUUUUUGUACGAGUCGUUCAAAAGUGCAAUAUAUCUAAAAAAAAAAGUGAUAAUGCAAACAACGACGCUGGUAUUUAAAACGGAAUUUUCCGACGUUAAGGAGUUUCGUGUUCCUAACACGACACCCCUUGUAACAUCAACCUCGUUAUCACCUGGUGCUUCGACGACCAUGCGACCGCCCCCACCACCACCACCCCCAAAGCCAAAGACCGAAAUCAAGGUCGAAAGAGUACACGAAGAACCGUCCAGCUCCAUCCCAGAUCUUGAAUUUGACGGAACGACGGUGCUAUGCCGGGUCUGCGGCGAUAAGGCGUCCGGAUUUCAUUAUGGUGUUCAUUCCUGCGAAGGCUGCAAGGGUUUCUUCAGGCGCAGCAUUCAACAGAAAAUUCAAUACAGACCCUGCACCAAAAAUCAACAAUGCUCAAUUCUUCGCAUUAAUCGGAAUCGAUGCCAGUACUGCAGACUGAAAAAGUGCAUUGCAGUGGGAAUGAGUCGAGAUGCUGUGAGGUUCGGACGAGUACCAAAAAGAGAAAAGGCGCGGAUCUUAGCGGCCAUGCAGCAGAGUUCAAAUUCGCGCUCGCUGGAGAAAGCCGUAGCCGCCGAACUGGAAGACGAGCAAAGGCUUUUAUCGACAGUUGUGCGGGCACAUCUCGAUACUUGCGAUUUCACAAGGGACAAGGUGGAGCCGAUGUUGGCUCGUGCUCGAGAGCAUCCCUCGUACACUGCGUGCCCUCCAACUUUGGCGUGCCCAUUAAAUCCAAACCCUCAACCGCUAACCGGCCAACAAGAACUUUUGCAAGAUUUUUCGAAACGCUUUUCUCCCGCCAUUCGGGGGGUUGUCGAAUUCGCCAAGCGUAUCCCAGGAUUCUCCCUCCUCAGUCAAGACGAUCAGGUUACUCUUCUGAAAGCGGGAGUUUUCGAAGUUCUUCUCGUACGUCUCGCGUGCAUGUUUGACUCGCAAACGUCGAGUAUGAUUUGCUUAAAUGGACAAGUGUUAAAACGGGAAUCGAUACACAAUAGUUCUAACGCGAGGUUCCUUAUGGACUCUAUGUUUGAUUUCGCGGAUCGCAUGAAUUCGCUACGUUUGUCUGAUGCCGAAAUCGGUUUGUUUUGUUCGGUAGUGGUAAUCGCGGCCGAUCGUCCCGGUCUACGUAACACUGAACUGAUCGAAAAAAUGCAUAAUAAGUUAAAGGCGGCGUUGCAAAUAUUAGUUAAACAAAACCAUCCCGGUCAGUCGGAUGUUCUACACGAAUUGAUGAAGAAAGUACCAGAUCUCCGCACCCUAAAUACGCUGCAUUCGGAAAAAUUGUUGGCGUUUAAAAUGACCGAACAACAACAACUGAUGCAGCAGCAACAGCAAAUGUGGACAUCGGAAGAAGAAAGUAACAGCAAAAGUCCGGCCGCAUCGUCGUGGUCAUCGUCUUCUGACGUUGCCAUGGAAGAUGCCAAAAGUCCGUUGGGGUCCGUUUCCAGUACGGAAUCGAUGUGCUCGGGAGAGGUCGCAUCAAUGAACGACUAUCACCAUCCCGCGCCCCCGCACCACGUGAGUCCCAAUGCUUCGAGCGCCCCCCUUUUGGCCGCAACGUUAGCGGGAGGCUUGUGCCCACAGAGGCAUAGGGCAAAUUCUGGUUCGACUUCUUCCGGAGACGACGAAUUAACUGCAACUUCACAUUUGAUACAUAAUGGACUAACGAUUACGCCAGUCUCUAGGCCGCAACCUCGCUUUAGGAAAUUGGAUUCGCCUAGCGAUUCGGGCAUCGAAUCUGGCACGGAAAAGGUGGACAAAGCGAGCGCGCCCACGUCCGUGUGUUCGAGUCCUCGGUCGUCCAUAGAAGAUCAUCACAUUGUCGACGACAUGCCCGUUCUCAAACGAGUGCUACAAGCACCACCCUUAUAUGACACAAACUCGUUAAUGGACGAAGCGUAUAAACCCCAUAAGAAGUUCAGGGCGUUACGGAAUAAAGAUUCCGCGGAAGCGGAACCCGUAACGACUGUAUCGCCUCAACCCCAACACAAUCAAAUACAUUCUUCUUUAUCCAGUACGCAUUCUACUCUCGCAAAAUCGUUAAUGGAAGGCCCACGUAUGACGGCAGAACAAAUGAAACGCACCGACAUAAUUCACAAUUACAUAAUGAGAGGCGACACAGUUACCACCGCUCCUCAGUCGUCAUCUUCGCCGUCGUCCUGUCCCUUCAGCAAAAGUGGAUCUCUAUUACAGCCCGCUUGGGCGACUAGCGUCAUAACGACAACGUCAAGGCAACCCUUCCUCCGCACCAGUACUCCACCUCCUCAACAAGAUUACACGAGGGUAUAUUACCAUCCACAGUCGCCGCAUUCGACAUCACCUGCGCCACCUCCGAUCUCUACGACACCAAAAAUAGUAGAGCUGCAGGUGGACAUCGCGGAUUCACAACAACCGCUAAACUUAUCAAAAAAAUCACCGUCCCCGUCGCCGCGGCCAUUAAAAAUAGUGACACUUGAAGUGUGAAGUUAGUACAAAGUGUAGUCCUAGUGUGGGGUUUUUUUUUAGACUGGAAUGAAAGCGGCCCCUUCCAAACUGUAACCUGAUGGUGCCACUUUAAUCGUAUUAUAAACCAAAUAAUUUAUUACAUACUGAAAAUCUAUGUUUAUGCGUGAAAAACCUAUGUUUUAAUGUCGUAGUUUGUAGUUGCGUUAGCGUAAAUAUAUAUUGUAAGUCGCGAUUUUUUCCCAUGUUCUCUCGUCUUACUUCCGCCAUUACCAGCGGCGGCGGCGUCGUGUUCUUGUAAAUAGCGGACCAACCCUUAUAGCACUCGCCGCUUCCGCGCUUAGUUAAGGUUUUUCAACAAUCAUUAAUUUAAAUGGUUCCGUAAUUGUAAAAUAAUGAUGAAAUUGGCAUCAUGCACCAAUCCUAUUGUAGAUUUACGAUUAUAAAUUAAUAUAUAUGUGAUAAAAUUUAUUUGUAGAACAGUUUGUGUAUAAAUUUACGUUAUAUCUAUCUCAGUUUGUAAAGAGAUUCGUUAUCAUCUUCAUUGUGCAUGUUGGAUCAUCACCAUUAUUAUCAUUGUAGAUAGUGAGUUGAGGUUGGGACAAUGAGACUGAAGAGAGUAUGCUAACUUACUCGUAAUACGCAGCCAGUAUCAACUUUUGGAGGUACAAACUAAAGAAAGUGCAACAGAGCGUGCUCUCUAUUCAAAAGUUUCCUCACCUCGUCAUCUCGGACGUGAAAGUUCUGUCGUCCCUCUGACGCUCUUGAAAAUUUGUUCUCACUUAGUUAGUACCUAGAAAGUAACGCACGAUCGAUGUUCGAUAAUUAAAUCUGAGUGCAUCUAUCGAGCGCAAAACAAUCCAUAGUAAAAAUUUUGUAAAAUUUGGAGUAUGUUGAGGUUGUCAGAAUAAAUCAUGUCUUGUAAAAUUAAA
Photinus pyralis (common eastern firefly) is the source of this 3571-nucleotide messenger RNA. RefSeq names its product ecdysone-inducible protein E75 (gene Eip75B). The coding region runs from base 225 to 2660 and encodes 811 amino acids. Gene Ontology annotation, biological process: cell differentiation; negative regulation of transcription by RNA polymerase II; hormone-mediated signaling pathway. Lineage: Eukaryota; Metazoa; Arthropoda; Insecta; Coleoptera; Lampyridae. Gene Ontology annotation, molecular function: nuclear receptor activity; RNA polymerase II cis-regulatory region sequence-specific DNA binding; zinc ion binding. The record is from RefSeq and is a predicted model, not a curated record. The transcript has 5 exons.